AUGCAAGAACUAUGCAUCAACCCAAUACAGAACUUAGCAAAACCAGCUUUGGAACAAUCUGUACCAUCUGAAAUGUUUUCGCUGCAGCGUUUGCUCAGAAAGAAUAUAGAUCUCUACUUCAGUUUCGUCGUUGGAGAGCGAUUUCGACUUCAUGAAAAUCAAAUUCUAUGCGAAAGUGAUUGGCGAGAGUUGAAGUUAUUCUCGCAAGCAGCUUACAACGAUCGCAGCCUCAAUCAAAUUGCUCGCAACUUACGUGAAAUGCCUGAUUUUCAACCGGUUCGUUUUUCUUUGUAA
Messenger RNA from Cylicostephanus goldi, 294 nucleotides. The record is from the annotation of a GenBank genome assembly. NCBI's taxonomy places the organism in Eukaryota, Metazoa, Nematoda, Chromadorea, Rhabditida, Strongylidae.